Messenger RNA from Lethenteron reissneri (Far Eastern brook lamprey), 1665 nucleotides. RefSeq names its product tripartite motif-containing protein 46-like. The record is from RefSeq and is a predicted model, not a curated record. Lineage: Eukaryota; Metazoa; Chordata; Hyperoartia; Petromyzontiformes; Petromyzontidae. Gene Ontology annotation, biological process: potassium ion transport. Gene Ontology annotation, molecular function: zinc ion binding; small conductance calcium-activated potassium channel activity. Gene Ontology annotation, cellular component: membrane.
AUGGGUAAUUGGUCUACUCUUCCAAGCGGGGGGGCCCUGUACGUCUCGGAGGAGGUGGACAGUCCCCGCAGCUCGGGUUCCAAUUGGCCGCCGUGGCUGACACCGCUGGCGAACGACGUCUCCUCCUGUCGUAGUGAAACUCUGCAACGUCGCUUCGACCGCGCGUGUCCUGGAGAUGGACUCGAACCGACCGCCUCUGGGAUCGCACGCCCACUCUUCAUGGUGGACAACGGCGCGGACGACUGGCGCAUCGCCAUGACGUGGGAGCGCAUCUUCUUCAUCGCCCUCGAGCUGUCGAUCUGCGCGGUGCACCCCGUGCCGGGCCACUACACGUUCACGUGGCGCGCCCGGCUCGCCUUCACGCACGACGCCUCGCAGGUGGAGGCCGACGUCGACAUCGUCCUCUCCAUCCCCAUGUUCCUGCGCCUCUACCUGAUCGCGCGCGUCAUGCUGCUGCACAGCAAGCUGUUCACGGACGCGUCGUCGCGAAGCAUCGGCGCCCUCAACAAGAUCAACUUCAACACGCGCUUCGUCAUGAAGACGCUCAUGACCAUCUGCCCCGGCACCGUGCUGCUCGUCUUCAGCAUCUCGCUGUGGAUCAUCGCCGCGUGGACGGUGCGCGCGUGCGAGAGGGUCCCUCUGAAGGCGAUCGAGCGGGAGCUCACGUGCCCCAUGUGCAAGGAGCUGUACGCGACGCCGCUCCUGCUGCCGUGCCAGCACAGCGCCUGCCGCGCCUGCAUCAAGGACGCACUGCUACUGCUGGGACGCGGAUCGAGCCCAGGGGGGGCUCCCUUCCAGGCGCUGGCCCAGGAAGAGCAGCACGGAUCUCAGCACUCCUCUCCCGGCCUGACGCCCACCCACAGCCCCCGGGGGCCCAAGUCGCCCGCCUCAGGCCCCUCGCCGUGCAGCCCGGGCUCUGCCGCGGCGUCUCCCGUCGGCCUGGCGGGGCCCCUGCCGCACGCAGACCGCGGGGAGGCCAACAGCAGGGCCCAGCGGCCCGUGCGUCUGACGAGGGAGCGCUCCUUCUGGAAGUCAGGCUACGCGACCUACCCCGGCCACCGCCGCACCCCCCCGCCGAGCCCGCGCCCCCCGUCCGCCUUCCCCUGCCCCGUGUGCCAGCGCGACGUGGAGCUGGGCGAGCGAGGACUCGCCUCGCUCUGCCGCAACUUCGCGCUCGAGGGGGUCGUGGAGCGCCACCGGGUGGCGCGGGGGGGCGCCAUCCCGUGCCAGGCGUGCCGCCCGGCGGGGGCGGCGGCGGCGUCCCGCGCCGCCACCAAGAGCUGCCUCGACUGCAAGAGCAGCUUCUGCAAGGCGUGCUUCAAGCUGCAGCACCCGUGGGGCACGCCGCGCGCGCAGCACGAGUUCGUGGCGCCCACCACCAGCUUCAGGCCCAAGGUGCUGCUGUGCCCGGAGCACGAGGCGGAGCGGGUGACGGUGUACUGCGAGGUGUGCCGCCGGCCCCUGUGCCACCUGUGCAAGCUGGGGGGCGCCCACAGCAACCACAAGAUCUCAUCCAUCACCAACGCCUACCGCACGCUCAAGGACAAACUCUCCAAGAGCGUCGCCUACCUCGUCAGCAAGGAGCCCGAGGUGCGCGCUCGCAUGGACGACAUCGACGACUGCAUGCGGCAGGUGGAGCGGCCGGGGUGGACAGAGAUCGAGUGA